AAGCGUGGGGCUGGCUUAUGUAACAUGCCGUGUAAGAGUUGACUGGGUCCGCCUCUAUCCAUCCCAGCCCCUCCACCUCCCACCGCGGGAUGCCACAACAUGUCUUACCGAACAUUAAUUUCGCCACAUUAACGCCAUGCCAUUUAAUGUUGAACAACGACAAUGUUUUUAGUAUCAUCUUGCUUCAAUUUCAAGCGUAAGGAUACUGCAAACAACGUACUUGUUUCAGCAUAAGACUUAAAUUGGAAAAAGGGUGUUUGAGUCGGUAAGUUCUGUCCGGGAGGGAGCCGCAGAGCGUGUUGCUGAGCAGACGGGAACACUUGAACGUGGAAACUCAGCUAGAGAGGAUGCCAACUACACGCAGCAGUGGUGGUAGAAGGAAGGAGCCUACUCUUAGAGUGGAGCCACCCGCCAAGAGGCAACGGAAGGCACCUGUAAAGGCCAAGAAGGCAGAGCCAGUGAAAGAGCCAGAGCCAGAAAUCGUUGAAGAGCAGGAAGAAGAAGCAGAGGCAGUACCCCCUCCAGUAGAAGAGAAAAAAGAGAAUGGUCAGACUAAUGGUGAUGCUCACGAAGAAGAGGCAGAGGAGGAGGAGGAGGAGCCAAAGACUGAGGAGAAUGGUGUAGCUGCUGAGGAAGAGGAAAAAGAAGAGGAGGAGCAGAAGGAUGAAGAGCCUAUGGAAGAAGAGGAACCUGCUAAGGAGGAGGAAGAAGCAAAAGAGGAAAAGGAAAAUAAUGAAGAAGCAGCACCAGAGGAAGAGGAAAAAGUAGCAGAGGAGCCAAAAGAAGAGGAAGCGCCCAAAGAAGAAGCUGUUGCAGAAGAAAAAGAAAAUGAACCAGAAGCCCCUGCUGAGGUGGAGCCAGAAGCCCCCCCUGCUCCAGCACCCACCAAAGGCAGACGUGGCCGCAAGCCGAAGAAGGUUUCUGUUGAGCACUGCAAAUCAUGAAGCGUGUUCAAACGGAAUGCUGUUCAGGUGACUGACAGCAUCCGUUCCAUGUUCCCCAAUAUUGAGGUGGAACUCAAUCCAAAAAAACCACGCUCCAAAACUUUUGAGAUCACGGUAACCUUUGAGGAUGGGGAGUCUGUCCUGGUGUGGUCAGGCCUCAAGAAGGGACCACCACGCAAGCUCAAGUUUCCUGAGGCAUCAAAUGUUCUCACCAGUAUUGAGGAACUUCUGUAAACAACUACCAGGAAGAAGACAAUGAUUUACCAACACUCUGCUAGGAAUGCCUCAUCUCUUACUUUAGCAUUUUUCCCCAUAGCAUGUUAUCAAUAUCUUUCCCUUUGUCAGUUGUGUUCUCUUUUUGUUAAGAUGAUGGAAAACUAAAAAGCAAGGUUACAUGAGUUGCUUGUCUGGUGGAGCUGUGGGACAAGCAGUAAUUGACAUGACCAUGUGAGUCUGUGAGGUAACUCAUGUCUGGAUUAGCUCAGUUGUGGGGCAACAUAGAGUGGCCAGGAUGGUUUGCCACUAAUGUAUAAGUGUGAACCUAUUGAAGGUUGCCUGCUAUCUCCACCAAUGCUUACUGUAGUAAUACAUAUCUAAGGAAGUGGCUGGCUUAUGGGAUAUAUUUUCCAGUAUCUCACUAUUUUUGUAAAUUAGUAUUUGGCUGACGAGUGUCUAGGGCUGUGAAACUUGUAAUGAAAGUUAUGAAAUCUUCAAAUAAUAGAAGAAACUCGGACUGUAAGAUAAGCUUCGAGAACUUAUAAGGUACUACUGGAAUGCUUUCUUUAGCAACAAGCAAGAAGUUAGUAUCCAAAAAAUAAAGUUUUAUUUAAAUGUCAUACAUGCAUCUCAUCUGUGUACUCAGAUUCUUUUCAGUUGACAGAUUUAGGGUAUUGGAAUCACCACAAGUCGCCAUGAGUCAAACAUAUCACAAAGGAAACAAUGCACAAUUUCUUAUCUUAGAUGACAGAGGUUAUCCUGUAGAGCUGCAUUUUCUCAUGUUCUCAUCUGUCUAAAGCACUAAGCAUAUCUUUUAUAAUGAUGCUGCCUCAGUAAUGUCUGCAGUAUUCAAGUUUAUUUCUUAUGAUAACCAAGAUCUUAGCUAAUUAGUUUUUCUUUCCUUAUUUUUUUAUUUUUUUAUUUUAUUUAUUUAUUUAUAUAUUUUAUUUUAUUUUAUUUCAUUUUAUUUUAUUUUAUUUAUUUAUUUAUUUAUUUAUUUAUUUUUUGAGCUCCAAAUAAUGGAUACAUCCUUGUCAACUUUUGUAGUGUGCAUGAAAAUCGGGUGUUAAAUUCCUUGUAAGUGAUUGAUUAUAUGAGGUUACUUGUCACAAGAGUCCAUGCACUGAUUGGGAGUGCCAUCACCUGGUGUGGUAUUUCUCUUCCUGUUGAAAAGUUCUUUGACAGUGAUGAGUAGAGUGGGCCUUGCCAACCCUUGGAGUGUGUUGCUUAUUAAUGCCCUUUAGAUGACUAGUGGUGGGUGGCCUGGAGAGACAGGGAAGGUGACUGAAGUAGACCUGUGCCCAUUUCUGUCAGUACUUGUUACUGGUAUUCUUCAAACCAAACAAUCCAAUUUCCGAAUUAAUAUUUCUUGAUAAAAUGAGUUAUUGAAGUUUACAUUAAAUUUAAUUUUAAAUUUAAUUUUAGUUAAUUUGAUAAAGAUAAAGUUUGUCAUAUUAAUGCCUUGAAAUCUGAUCCAGUUUUGGUUCAUUAGGGUUGGUUUCUGUUACAUUGCAGUCCAUUAUUCCUGUAGAUAUUCAUGAAAGAUUAAUUUAUUUCCAUGCAUCAGUUUUCCUAAGCAGAGUGUCAUGAAAGGAUAAUCGCCUGUGGCAGGCAAGGGACUGAGUUCUGCUGGGUGCUCCUGCAAUGAAGGUCGAGGGUCAAAGCUUUGCUCCCCAAAGACUGGACACCUUAGAGCACCCAGGCAUGGGGCUCAGUGGCCAGAGCCUCCUCCAGGUGAUGCACCGCUAAGUCACUGAGUUUUGUGUCCCUGGUAUUUUUUAUCAAAUGUACAAAGUUCGUAGGUGCUGGCAGUGGUGCUGGACAAGUGUCACCCAUGGUGCCUUGUGCCGCGCCUCUAGCCAGGACCAAUGAACACAGACUCUCCAAACAGAUACUGAUGUAGGUUAAGAGAAUCUUAGAUAGUGUUUUUUGAUCCCAUAUGUUUUGCUAUGUGAUGUGUAGUUUUUGUAGUCUUGUAAGUAUACAAAUAACAUUUUAUUUUUGGUCUUUUAAGAAUUUCAUUACAUGAAAACUUUUUCCCCACCAAGUGGUGCUUAGUUCAUCAUAAUUAUAUAUAAUGUUAUGUUACCAGAGAACAGAAUAGUUUUCUCACAUCUUUUACCUUUAGAUAUCUAUUUGUAGAAAGAAAAUAGCAAGUUGUAGAUGUGUAUUAAACUUGUGUUUGUAAGAAGGAAUCAAAUUGUAAUUUUUUUUUUUUUUAAGCUGCAGAUUGUUCAGAUUCUUAUUUCUCUUUGGUCACCAAAGAAUAUUAUCUUGAGUUAGUGUUAGUGAUAUUUUAAAAUUAAAGGAAAGCUACACUGUUGCAAUUAUUUCCUAAAAUUAGAAAUUUGUCAAUUAUUGAGAUUAAAAAAACGCACAGUU
This is a messenger RNA of Scylla paramamosain (green mud crab), 3542 nucleotides long. Its product is annotated as neurofilament medium polypeptide-like. The record is from RefSeq and is a predicted model, not a curated record. The transcript has 6 exons. Bases 348 to 944 code for a protein of 198 amino acids. NCBI's taxonomy places the organism in Eukaryota, Metazoa, Arthropoda, Malacostraca, Decapoda, Portunidae.